This is a messenger RNA of Phacochoerus africanus (Common warthog), 2662 nucleotides long. RefSeq names its product vitrin (gene VIT). Gene Ontology annotation, cellular component: interstitial matrix. The transcript has 14 exons. Gene Ontology annotation, biological process: positive regulation of cell-substrate adhesion; extracellular matrix organization. The record is from RefSeq and is a predicted model, not a curated record. The coding region runs from base 284 to 2245 and encodes 653 amino acids. NCBI's taxonomy places the organism in Eukaryota, Metazoa, Chordata, Mammalia, Artiodactyla, Suidae.
CCAGUGUGAGAAGCAGUGUGUGUGAGUGUGUGUGUGUGUGUGUGUGUGUGUGUGUGUGUGGUGUAAAUGUGCUUUUCAAAGUGCUGAGAGGUUGAUGGGAAUGUUUGAUUAGCUUCUCUCAGAAGAGAAAAGGUGCUUGGACUUCUUGUUUCUUCUUUAGAAUAAUUUGGAUGGGAUUUGUGAUGCAGAACAGCUUAAGGAAAAAAGAAUAUCCAUUCAGUGUGGUGGAAAAUUUUUGAAAAAAAAUUUGCUUUCUUCAAACAAGGGUGCCGUUUUGAUAUUCAUGGGGAUUGUUGUCCUCACUAUGAAGGCAUCUGUUAUUGAAAUGUUCCUUGUUUUGCUGGUGACUGGAAUACAGUCAAAUAAAGAAAUGACAAAGAAGAUUAAAAGGCCUAAAUUCACUGUGCCUCAGAUCAACUGCGAUGUGAAAGCUGGAAAGAUAAUGAAUCCUGAGUUCUUGGUGAAGUGCCCAGCAGGAUGCCAGGACCCUAGGUACCAUGUCUAUGGCACUGAUGUCUAUGCAUCCUACUCCAGCGUGUGCGGUGCUGCAGUUCACAGUGGUGUGCUUGAUAACUCAGGAGGGAAAAUACUUGUUCGGAAAGUUGCUGGACAGUCUGGCUACCACGGGAGUUAUUCCAAUGGAGUCUGGUCAUUAUCCCUUCCACGAUGGAGAGAGUCAUUUGUGGUCUCAGAAGGUAAACCCCAAAAGGGUGUAACCUACCCAUCGGCUCUUACAUAUUCAUCAUCUAAAAGCCCAGCUGCCAAAGCAGGUGAGACCACAAAAGCCUAUCAGAGCCCAUCAGUUCCAGGGACAACCGCACAGCCAGUCACCCUGAUGCAGGUACUGGGGACCACUGCAGUCGAAGCCACCCACACUGCCUUGCCAAAGCCAUCCCCAUCUGCAGGCUUUACCACCAGCAGCCUCAGACUACAGCCUGUGGGCCAGAGAAGCCGGGAGCUGGGGGAGGAACCUGACUUAUGGAAACCUGGAUCAGUCCUUCUAGAUGCAGGAUUUGUUCCAAAAGAAGAAUUAAGCACACAGUCUUUGGAGCCAGUAUCCCAGGGAGAUCCAAGCUGCAAAGUCGACUUGUCGUUUUUGAUCGAUGGGAGCUCAAGCAUCGGCAAACGGCGAUUCCGAAUCCAGAAGCAGUUCCUGGCCGACGUUGCCCAAGCUCUCGACAUCGGCCCUGCCGGUCCAUUGAUGGGCGUUGUUCAGUACGGAGACAACCCUGCUACCCACUUUAAUCUCAAGACUCACAUGAAUUCCCGGGAUCUGAAGACGGCCAUAGAAAAAAUCACCCAGAGAGGAGGGCUUUCUAAUGUAGGCCGGGCCAUCUCCUUUGUGACCAAGAACUUCUUUUCCAAAUCCAAUGGAAACAGAGGCGGUGCUCCCAAUGUGGCCGUGGUGAUGGUGGACGGCUGGCCUACGGACAAGGUGGAGGAGGCAUCAAGGCUUGCAAGAGAGUCAGGAAUCAAUAUUUUCUUCAUCACCAUUGAAGGUGCGGUGGAAAAUGAGAAGCAAUAUGUGCUGGAGCCCAACUUUGCAAACAAGGCUGUGUGCAGAACCAACGGCUUCUACUCACUCAAUGUGCAGAACUGGUACGGCCUCCACAAGAGCGUGCAGCCCCUGGUGAAGCGGGUCUGUGACACCGACCGGCUGGCCUGCAGCAAGACCUGCCUGAACUCAGCCGACAUCGGCUUCGUCAUCGACGGCUCCAGUAGCGUGGGGACAGGCAACUUCCGCACUGUCCUCCAGUUUGUGGCCAACCUCAGCAAGGAGUUUGAGAUUUCUGACACGGACACGCGGGUCGGGGCCGUGCAGUACACCUACGAGCAGCGGCUAGAGUUUGGAUUUGACCAGUACACCACCAAGCCCGACGUCCUCAACGCCAUCAAGAGGGUGGGGUAUUGGAGCGGUGGGACCAGCACCGGGGCUGCCAUCAACUAUGCCCUAGAACAGCUCUUCAAGAAGUCCAAGCCCAACAAGAGGAAGUUAAUGAUUCUCAUCACGGACGGGAGGUCCUACGACGACGUCCGGAUACCAGCCAUGGUUGCGCAUCACAAGGGUGUGAUCACCUACGCAAUAGGCGUGGCAUGGGCUGCACAGGAGGAGCUGGAAAUCAUCGCCACUCACCCUGCCAGGGACCAUGCCUUCUUUGUGGACGAGUUUGACAACCUCUACAAAUCCGUGCCCAAGGUCAUCCAGAACAUUUGUACAGAGUUCAACUCACAGCCUCGGAACUGAAUUCAGAGCAGGCAAAGCACCAGCAAGAGCUGCUUUCCCGACCAGCUCUGGGACAACCCCCAAUGCUUUAUGGGACGCACGUGGGGCAGCAAGGCAUGCAGGACUUGGAAAGGAUGUCUUGUUAUUAUUCUUUGCCAGUGUGGUUUUUCAGACUUCAAGACUUGGAGUUAGAAAGAUGAUCAUAAAUGUGUAGAAUGAGCCAAAAUGAUAGGUCAUUUUGGGAGUGCUGGGGAUUUUAAUUUUGAGAAUUGUUUUUAAAGUAAGUAUUGAGAAUAGAACGCAGCACUUAUGACAGGCUUAAGUAGAGUUUUUGUGAGAUUUUUCACAUUUUUAUUUCCCCUUGGAAUUCUGUAACUCUCCACAAGUUCAUUUUUGUCAUGACAGUAGAAGAGUCGAUUAAUUAAAUGUUUGAAAGGA